Molecule: messenger RNA, 2330 nt
Organism: Astrephomene gubernaculifera
Lineage: Eukaryota; Viridiplantae; Chlorophyta; Chlorophyceae; Chlamydomonadales; Astrephomenaceae
Source: the annotation of a GenBank genome assembly
CGAUCUAUGAGCCGUCUGGCUCGGACGGAUCUUACAAGCUCGGUACGAAGCUUUUAACACAUACAUACAUACAUUGCAAACUCUUGCUUUAACCUGCUUUGUUUCCCCGUGUUUCAUGGCACCUCUUCUGCCAUAUGACAGCGUCAUUCUAGUUACAAACUUACAAUCCAAGGGAGUUGUGACAGUCAUAAGGACAGACUCUCCUUAUACCCGCUAGUCAUUACAUUGUAGCCCACAGUUGUAAAUUGCGCAAACAUAUUUCUUUGAGGCGUUCGGUUUAUCAAUCACCAUGGAAGUGUCUCUUGUGAACCCCUACGUUGCGGCCGCUAUAUCUGCGCUUUUUAAUAACACGAAGGACUCAGACUGUGUUAUUGUACUCUACAAAGAGGCAGAAGGUUCGGAACCUUCUUUGAAGCAACGCCGCCUGGAGGAUGGCGAUGUUGAACCGGGCGCAAGCAAUGGCUUUGGUGACCCGCUGCCCGGUCAUCAAUUUGUGCUGCGCCAUGCCUCAGAUUGGUUCGAGGCACAGUUAGAACGCUGGAACAGCAGUGAGGGCCAGGUGCAUAGCAAGGAUGUCUCACCUGCAGCAGAUGGAUCCAAGUCCGAUGCUGAUAGCCGCCCCGUGCUGCGCAUUCCGCUUGGCAGCGAGGAGGAGGUGCCUAGCACCCAUGCGGCCAUCCAGUUCGCCUACACGGGAAGGGUGCAAGCGAGCACCGUGCGUCAAAUGCUUGAAGUACGGCGACAGGGGGCAUAUUUGCAGGUUAAGGGAUGCGCUGACGCGUGCGAUGCCAAGCUGAAGGCUGCCGUGGAGGGCAGUGGUGGAAAUGGUGUUGACCUGAACCACCCUCCAGCAGCCCUGCAACUGUACGCAUGCUCAGCGCUCUGGCCUGACCUAACAGAUCCAAGCUUCACCGCUGUCAUGGCAUCUGCCAAGCCACAGCUUGUGUCGUACUUUGGCGACGCGCUGCGCGUCCUCAACACGCCCUCCCUCCGCCAGCAGCUGCUGGAUCUGCCGGCGGUGGCGGUGGAGGCGCUGCUCGAGUCGGACAGCUUCGGCACCGACAGCGAGUCCAGCGUGCUGCUGCUUCUGGCCGCCUGGAUGAAGGUCAACUACGACAAGACGGACAAAGCUGCGCGUGGGAGGUUGUGCCAGCGAGUGCGGCGGUUGCACCUAAGCAAGUCAUACGUGUACGAUAUACUCCCCGCUCUGGCACAAGGCUACGAGGUGUCACCGAACAAGCCAGCUGGCUGGUUUCAAAUGACGUUCACGACGGCUGCUUUCCUUGGCCGCCUGUACGGAUCCACGGAGGAAGAACAUGAGCGUCUGCUGGAGGAAAAGAAGGAGCGAGUGUCAGGCUUUCCAAGGUCGAAGGCGUACAGCGCAGUGUCUCGCCGACAGUGCCUGCCGGAGGAGGGCCUUACGUAUGACUGGUUUGUAACUCAGGAGCAGCUAGAAGAGAAACUGGGUCAGCUCAACCCGGGCAGUCACGAAAAUGUACGGGUUACACUCGUUAACGGCAUGAAAGCCGUUACUGCUCACGGCUUCGAAUGGCAGGUGACCCUCAGUUACUCACCUGGCAGUGAGGCUGCGGGAUUGAACCUGUCUUGCCAGAUCCCGGCAGCUUACACGCCACAUAAGUCCCUAUACGUCCGCCAACGCAUUCCACCUAUGCCCAGCAUUUCAGCAAUGCUGGAGGUGGACCGCUGGCGCAACGGUGAGCGCACGGAGGGAGUGGCUUCAUCCUUCGACGUAGAAGAGCUCCUGACUGUUGGGAACUACUGGGGCAAUGAUGACGGGUUGCCCCUGCAGCGACCGCCACAGCAUGGGGCUGCUAGGGCCGGGGGCGACGCCGGCGGCAACGCGCGAGGCGGUCAAGGCAGCACCCUUGCGGCUGCGUGGUCGGAGUAUCUGCACGAUGGGAAGAUUACCGGCAGGAUAGUGCUGCUGCGGCCGGACACGAACUGAAGAGCCUGGGCUGGAGGGCUAGUCGUCAAUUUAUGUGACGCUUACCUUGCAUACCUUGCAAGAUGUUGCGGUUUUCACACGCUAGCAUUGCAGCGGUGUCCUUGAAGCUACAUUCUGGCGUUAGCUGAGGGCGGCGCUGUGGAUUCGGCCUGUGACGAAGACAAGGCGUUCACUGUGCAUUGGAUUUCAUUAGCUACUAGGAGAGGCCGGGGGGAUAUCGGUACUGGAAGCGCGAGUGAAAGGUUGUAGAGUGAUGAGUACAGGCUGCCCAUCGGUGCAUAAUGCUAUACCGGUACGAUGAGCGCACCACAGCGCAUGGGCUGGACACACCGCAAACGUGUGUAGCCCGACUUGCAAAACUGCC